AUGGAGUCCACGAACUCCCAGGAAUUUGUUGUCGAUGAAGAGACAAAGGCUCCCCCCCGCAAAUGGGGCAUGGCUCGACAUACGAUGGGGAUUAUACUGUUGAUGUGUGUGGUGUUCCUGUGGACGGCCUCGAACUUUCUAGCCAGCACUAUCCUCGCAGACGACAGCUACUCCCACCCAUUUUUCAUCACAUAUAUCAACACGUCGUUCUUCGUGGUCUUUCUGAUAUACGUGAUCGCGUCCCGCGUUUUCCGUAUGUGGCGCAGAGGCAAAUUGUCGCAGGUGAAGUCAUUGAAAUCAUUCUUCACGUGUCUCGAUUUACAUGGAAUGAAAGAGCCGGCUUCUCAUACCAGUGAAGCCGGGACAUCACUGGACGAAGACGAAUAUUAUGCGAUAGAUGAAGCGAACAACCAACGACAGCGAUUGCUGAAUAAUUACACUGAGGAUCCGGAAUUGGCGCCGCCGUCACCAACCUCUUCUAAAUUAGAUGCGACGACCCCAGCAGCUGGUAAAUUAGGGCUCGGGCAAACGGCGCGCUUGGCCGCACAGUUCUGUAUGCUAUGGUUUCUAGCAAACUAUUUCGCAAUUGCGUGUCUGCAAUACACGACGGUGGGCAGCACGACGAUAUUAACAUCGAUGAGCGGGGUCUGGACAUUGAUUUUCGGCGCUCUGAUUCGCGUUGAGCGAUUCACUCUCCGCAAAGCGCUGGGUGUAUUUGCGUCGCUGAUUGGAGUCGUACUCAUUUCGCGUGUGGAUUUAUCGUCUUCUUCACCGGCUCCACCUGACGAUACUACCACACCCUCCAACGGCGGUGAUGCACCCUACUCGAGUAAAACGCCCGCCCAAAUCGCUCUGGGAGAUGCAAUGGCAGCUCUAAGCGCGAUUGUGUACGGCAUCUACACGAUCGUCAUGAAAAAGCAAGUCGGCGACGAGUCGCGGGUCAACAUGCAACUCUUUUUCGGCUUGGUCGGGUUAUUCAAUGUUAUCUUGCUCUGGCCUGGAUUUAUCUUGCUGCACGUGUUGGAUAUUGAGAAAUUCGCGUUUCCGAGCGAGAAUCGGAUCUGGAUUAUUAUCCUUGUAAACUCAAUAUCCUCCCUCAUAUCAGAUAUAUGCUGGGCCUACGCAAUGCUGCUCACAACUCCGCUUGUAGUAACAGUUGGUCUGAGUCUGACCAUCCCAUUGUCGCUGGUGGGUCAAAUCAUCUUGCAGGGACAGUAUGCGGGUGUGUUGUACUGGAUUGGCGCGACGAUUGUGUUUGCGUCGUUUUUGAUCGUGAACCAGGAGAGUAAAGAGGAUGAAGAGAUUGAGCAGGAGCAGCUGCAGCUGCAGCGCGAGGAUCUCGGGGGUUCUGCGCUCCUGGGGAGGGAAGAAAGUGAGGAAUGA
Talaromyces marneffei is the source of this 1383-nucleotide messenger RNA. RefSeq lists its product as uncharacterized. The coding region runs from base 1 to 1383 and encodes 460 amino acids. NCBI's taxonomy places the organism in Eukaryota, Fungi, Ascomycota, Eurotiomycetes, Eurotiales, Trichocomaceae. Gene Ontology annotation, biological process: regulation of peptide transport. The record is from RefSeq and is a predicted model, not a curated record. The transcript is spliced from 3 exons. Gene Ontology annotation, cellular component: membrane.